GAUUAACUCUUUUACGUCUCUCUCUAUGCAAAUACUCUUAGAGAGCAUCUCUCUCUAAAAUAUCGAGUAUUGCUGACUUGAGCGUCGGAGUGUUUUUCCCGAAGAAACAUCCUCGGGAAUUUCAGGUGUGGAAGCAGUUGAAGACUUCAACAGUGUUGGAUCGUGAAGUUGCCAAAACAUUUGGCGCCGUCUGUGGGAAUUGAACAAGAAGUUGUGUAACUUAACCUGCUGAAAGGCAAAAUUGUUCGUACUUUUAUUGGAAGUCGCCCUCCAAGAAAUGAAAUGGACGAAUAGGAGGACACUCAACUGUCUGAGCCCGGCUUGAAUGAUUUUAGGCCAAUGCCAAGAAACCUUUUUGUUGGAGGAGCAGAACAAGAUCAACUAAGUGAAACAGAUGAUGAUGAAAGAACACCAACUGGGGAUGCACAGCCAGCUGCAGUGGUUGCAACCUGUACCUCCCCGGCCUUGAGUAAUGUGGUGGUCCCGACCAGACCAAAGGGGAGUGGGAGGGACUACGUGCAGCGGUUCAACAAGGCAACUUUAGACAUUGAUAACAUCCUCGAUACUAUCUGCUUGUCUGCCUUGCUGCAUGGCUUGAAGCGUGGUCGGUUUGUAGACGACUUGCUGGAGAAUCCACCCAAGUCGUGGAAUGAAGUAAAUGACAGGUCGGCAAGCUUCAUACUAUCCGAAGAUUUUCAAUCUUCUAAGAGACGAGCUGAUGAUAGACAGGGUAAAGAGCCCAAGCAGCCUGAGGGCAGAGAUGAUAAGAAAAAGCAGAAGGUUGGCGAGCAAAGAGGAAAACUGCCAUCCUAUCCAAAAAGCCUUACAUCCGGCAGCCCACCUAGACCCAUUUCAUGCAAGAGUACGGCCAAUCUCAAGUACAGGGAUAUCAGCUUGGCCAUGAUCCAAUUCCUUAUCAAGCGAGUCAAUACUCGUCCGAGCCAAACAGAACAUACAGGGGACGCCUAUUCAAUAGGCGAGGCCAGAGAUAGAAAGCGGGGCCAAAGCGCUCAGGGCCGUAAGGCAUAUGCCCGACAGGUGAUGACAGUUAAUAAGAACAGGUCUUUGAAGAGGCCAUUCGAGGAGGCGGAGUGGGAGAAUGCGCCCAUCACAUCCAGCCCGGCAGAUUAUAAGCGAGUAGACGGAGAGCCCGACGCUAUGAUGCCUCAUGCAGAUCCUUUUGUGACGACGGUCCAUAUAGGUAAUCAUAACGUCAACAAGAUCUUCAUUGAUACUGGGCCUAUCUACGGGUUCAAUAAUCAACCCAUCCCGAUUGAGGGAGUCAUUACUCUACCCAUCUAUGUGGGUUCGGAACCACGCUUCAGGAUGACUUCCGUCACCUUUCUGGUCGUCAAGAUGGAAUCAGCUUUCAAUGAUAUACUGGGAAGAGCCACACUUUGCGAGCUGAAGGCUGUCAUCUCACAACCCCAUCUCUGUAUGAAAUUCCCAACUCCUCAGGGGGUAGGAGUGCUUAAGGGGAAGCAGAAGAUGGCCAGAGCCUGCUACCAAGCUACUUUCAAGAAGGUUGAGCUCGCUGUGGCCCCGGCAGGUUCUGAAAAUCACAAGCCAACCCAGCUCGUUAAGAUCGGCACCAAGCUCACAGAAGAAGAGCGAGCAGAGCUUCUAGAAUUUUUUAGGGUUAAUAAAGAUGUGUUUGCGUGGACUACGGAUGAAAUGCCUGGCAUCCCAGUAGAGUUGCUAUCCAUAAGCUCAGCACGAACCCCACCAAAAGGCUGGUGGAGAGUGGAAUACUCUGAGUGGGUGUCCAACCCUGUGCUCGUCAAAAAACCAAACGGCAAGUGGAGGAUGUGUAUUGACUUCACCAACUUAAAUGAGGCGUGUCCCAAAGACCCUCAUCCCUUGCCAACUGUGGAGAAACUAGUAGAACGGGUAGCUGGACAUGAGCGGAUGAGUUUCCUUGAUGCUAGCUCAAGUUAUCACCAGGUUCAGUUGCUGCUGAACAACCAGGAGAAAACAACUUUUUAUGCUGGUGACACAAUUUACUAUUAUGUCAUGAUACAGUUUGGCCUGAAAAAUGCCAGCGCUACAUAUCAGAAGCUGGUGCAAAUCAUCUUUAAGCUCCAGAUCGGCAGGAACAUAGAAAACUUGCGCCGAGCCCAAAUGAAGCUGAAUUCCCUGAAAUGCACGUUCGCUGUGGAAUCAGGAAAAUUCCUAAGGUUCAUAGCCAGGUCGGCAGAAAGAUGCCUCCCGUUCUUUAAAGCCCUGAGAGAGCCCAAGAACGUUCAGUGGAUAGAUGAAUGUCAGCAGGCGUUUGACGAGCUCAAACAAUAUCUGGCAUCAGCACCCUUUUUGUCUAAGCCUGUGGAAGGGGAGAGUUUAUACUUGUAUCUGGGGGUCACGGAGGAGGCAGUAAGUUUGGUUUUGCUAAGGGAAGAGAAUAAGAAUAAGAAGUUUAUCUGCUAUGUGAGCAAGGUUUUACAAGGCGCAGAGCAGAAUUAUCCACUAGCAGAAAAGGCUGCUUUUGCCUUGUCGCGCAUAACCAUAAAGGGCCAGGCUAUGGCGGACUUCCUGGUGGAGUGCAUCUCGGCGACUGUAGAAGAAAAGGCACCCGAGCACCCAGUCUGGGUCUUGUAUGUUGAUGGAGCUGCUAACAUUGAAGGAUCGGGUGCUAGGGCUGUGUUAGUGGACCUGGAUGGCUUUAAAUCCGAGCAUGCAUUGAGGUUUGAGUUUCAGACAACAAAUAACGCCGCAAAAUAUGAAACCCUUAUUUAUGGUUUGAAGCUGGCAUUCGAGUUGAAAGUACAGGGCAUUCAGCUACUAAGCAUAGAUCCCUCUUCACCGAGUUGGACUACCCCGUUCAUAGAUUACUUGCAAAGUGGCGAACUGCCUGAAGAUCCGUCCGCUGCAAAGUUGAUUAAACGCAGGGCCGCACAUUUCACUGUGUUAGGAAAAGGAGGCUGCACUCACCUAGUUGUCGCGGUGGAUGACUUCACCAAAUGGAUAGAGGCCAAACCAUUAUCAACGACAACAGAGAGGAAAAUAGAGGAAUUCCUGUUCGAUUCAAUAUUGUGCAGGUUCGGCAUACCUAAACGGAUCAUCGCUGACAAUGGUCCACAGUUUCGAGCCGCGGCGCUAAGGUCGUUCUAUGACGACUAUGGCAUUGAGCUCGCCUUGACAUCUGUGUAUACUCCACAAUUAAAUGGGCAAGUCGAGUCCGCCAAUAAAAUCGUCUUGCGAGGCCUCAGGACACGUGUUUUAGCUGCACAUUCUAAUUGGGUUGACGAGCUUAAUAAAGUGCUUUGGUCAUGUCGCACUACACCAAGCUCGACAACAGGCGAAACCCCAUUCAGCCUUGCCUAUGGAGCUGAGGCCGUCAUCCUUGUAGAGGUCGGAUUGCCAUCUAAUAGAGCAGAUCGGCACGACGACCAUAACAAUGAGCAACUUUUAAGAGAGAACCUAGACCUUGUGAAAGAGGUCAGGGAGAUGUCUUGAAUAAGAAACAUGGCGCAUCAAAGUCAUGUUGCAAAAUUUUAUAAUAAAAGGGUUCGAGCUCGUCAGUUUCUGGUCGGCGAUUUGGUUUUACGCAAAGUUGGAUUAACCAAUGCUUAUUCGCACAUGGGCAAGCUCGCUCCUAACUGGGAAGGUCCUUAUAUGGUUAUUUGUAUAAAGCGACCUGGGUGUU
Molecule: messenger RNA, 3643 nt
Organism: Rubroshorea leprosula
Lineage: Eukaryota; Viridiplantae; Streptophyta; Magnoliopsida; Malvales; Dipterocarpaceae
Source: the annotation of a GenBank genome assembly